AUGCCGUUCGGAAUCAAUAACCCGCUACCCUCGUCGAUGAGGAGCGAGUGCAAGAAGGCCGGCAAAAUCCUCGCAUCUUUUGUCGACCCCAGACAGAGCUUUGGACCUGAUAAAGUCAUCCCACCCUCCAUCCUCGCAAGCGCAAAGGGCCUUGCAGUUUUGACCGUUUUUAAAGCUGGCUUCCUAGGUUCUGGUCGACUUGGGUCCGGCGUGGUCGUCGCACGACUAGCCGAUGGCUCUUGGUCUGCUCCUUCGGCUAUCGCAACUGCUGGUGGCGGUUUCGGUGGUCAGAUUGGCUUCGAAUUGACCGAUUUCGUCUUCAUCCUCAACGACUACAACGCCGUCCGAGCCUUCUCACAAUCCGCCUCCGUGACCCUCGGUGGGAACGUCUCCAUUGCUGCGGGGCCCGUUGGACGAAACGCCGAAGCGGCGGGGGCUGCGAGCUUGAAGGGUGUGGCGGGAGUGUUCUCCUACAGCAAGACAAAAGGCUUGUUCGCAGGUGUCAGUCUGGAGGGCAGUGUCCUGAUUGAGAGAAGAGACGCCAAUGAAAAACUCUACAAUGGCCGCGUCACGGCUAAACAACUCCUCGAGGGUGCUGUCAGGCCACCCCCUGCCGCAGAUCCCUUGAUGAGAGUCCUCAACACCCGUGUCUUCUCGGGUUCUGGCUACAACGAUAACAGCAUGUACAAUGACAUGCCUAUUUAUGACGACCAACAUGAUGAUGUUGUCUGGGAGGGCAGAACUGGCGAUGCCUACGGGGCGAAUGUGCGCAACAACCGGUCUUCCACAGUCACUUCAGCAGACGACAACUACGUUUACCGCGACAACCCUAACCCCCGACGAGCCAAUACCUGGGCUGAUGAUGUUUACGACCGAGCACCUGCUGGCCGGAACAAUGGCACACCCGACGCUUUCUCCAGCCGCAGUCGGUCGAGCACGUUGCAGAAUGAUUACAGUUACUCCGACAACAAGCCUACCAGACCUACGGCCCCGAAACCAGUCUUCAGACAGCGAACUGGGUCGCUACGCCCUGACCAAGCCAUUGCUCUAUUCACCUUUGAUGCGGACCAAGAAGGCGACUUGGGCUUCAAGAAAGGGGACAUCAUCACCAUCACAAAGAGAACAGAAAACAAGACCGAUUGGUGGACAGGACGGACCGAAGAUGGACGGACAGGAAUCUUCCCUUCCAACUACGUCGAAACGGCUUCAUGA
This is a messenger RNA of Fonsecaea nubica, 1212 nucleotides long. RefSeq lists its product as hypothetical. Gene Ontology annotation, molecular function: phosphatidylinositol binding; actin filament binding. The transcript is spliced from 3 exons. NCBI's taxonomy places the organism in Eukaryota, Fungi, Ascomycota, Eurotiomycetes, Chaetothyriales, Herpotrichiellaceae. The record is from RefSeq and is a predicted model, not a curated record. Gene Ontology annotation, cellular component: actin cortical patch. Gene Ontology annotation, biological process: actin cortical patch localization; actin filament bundle assembly. The coding region runs from base 1 to 1212 and encodes 403 amino acids.